Meloidogyne enterolobii is the source of this 2030-nucleotide messenger RNA. NCBI's taxonomy places the organism in Eukaryota, Metazoa, Nematoda, Chromadorea, Rhabditida, Meloidogynidae. The record is from the annotation of a GenBank genome assembly.
UUUACAGUGCAUGCCCACAACCAUCUCAGUUAGUCCGGCUGUUCCGGACAAACUGGUUGUGAAUGGUGUUGAUCUAGUUAACGAGGAUGAAUUGUCACCCUCCCAACAUAGGGAACUUCAACGCUAUAUUGAUGCAAACGCCCAUUUGCUAGGAUUUCUAGAUAAGGAGAAGGAACAGGAAGAGGAACUAAAGAAAAAGUAUCACGCCCAAGGAGAGCCUUGGAAUAUCCAUAGAUCGAACCCUAGUAAUGGACUCAGUGGUACAGGCAAAGGAGGGGCAAAGGGAGCAGGAGGAGGAGAUGGUCUUAGUGCCUAUGGCAAUGGACGGAAGCACCAACAAAAUGGCGGCACUUCUCCCUUCGAUGAUCUAUUAGAUUACCGUCCAACCUCAACUACACAAUCCCUAAGUAUCGGCACUCCAAUGUCACUUUCUGAUUAUUAUGGAGGGCCUGGGGGGAAACGGAAAGGUGUGAGUUGGUCAGAUGUGGUUGAUCCUGACCAUGCUAUUGCUGGGGAUGUGACUCCAACUACUACAACUGACACAACAAUGCCUGCAGCGAUGACUGCGAGAUCUUAUUCACCUAACUACUACCAGCAACAACACAGUGUCGGAGAUUAUUCCCCAACAAGGUAUAACAACGGCAGAGAUCCUUAUUCUGCCUCUGGAGCAGAAGGGGACAGAUAUGGCAAUCCAAAAAUGUUUGCACGUGAACACAGCCCCCAAGGAAGUGGUUAUUGGACGGGGAGUGGUUCCCCUUGGCCUGUUGGUACUUGGGAGCGUGGAAAUUGGGACAAAAGUAAAGACAAGCAGGCGAGAUGGCAGGACUUUCCAAAGACCGAUUUGCCAACAUACUCAGCAUUGCCACGAAGUAUGGAUGAUUUUAAUAGAUUUCAAUCACAUGAACACCGUGAGGAACAACUCAGAAAGAGCCAGGAACGUGAUGAGGCUGUUAAAUUUUAUGGGUAUGGAGAUCAUAGAGAUUCUGGGUUGGAAUUGAAACCGAAACGUUGGCAAGGAGGGGAGGCUGUUAACGAUCCAAAUAUUAUGAAAAAAUCGCUAAAACCUCGUCGUCUUUUCUACUCUCCUAUCGGCGAUGGAGUGGUGGAGGCUGACGGAAUAGAAAUGAAAUAUCCCCCAAGAGAUCUGACUCCACGUCGUUAUGUAUACCAUCAACGAUUUACAGAACAAGAUCCUGGUGCUCCAGGUAUACGUGUCAGCGAAAAAACAUGGCAUGAAGGAGGAGGAGAUGAUGGCCCGCAAGGUGCGACAUUCCGCAGUUGGCCACAAAGUCCAGAUACUGGGGAUGGUGAUAGAGGGGGACGUGGAGGAUCCCCUAGAGAUGCUGACGAUGAUGGGAGGGGUAAAGGAGGCCCACCGGUAAGAUGGCCGGUUGAUGAUUUGGAUGAUGGAAGAGGAAGGAAAAGGCCGAAUGAUGAUGGAGGAGAUGAUGGGAAGAGAGGAAAGGGGCCGGGAGAUGGACUUGAACCUCUAGGCAAGUUUCCACUGCUUGGUGAUGACGAUGGAAGACGCCCCAAAGGAGAUGAUUUUGAUGGAGGCAAGGGAAGAGGAGGGCCUGCUGGAGGAGUAGGCGACAAUGGAGGUAGAACGCCAAGAGAAGGAUGGCAAAUUGAAUUUAUAUCAAAUCCGCGUGAAUGCAUAAAUAUUUAUGGAACUGACACGAUCACUAAUAUUUUCGAUUUGGAGGAUCACACACCCAAAACAAUAACAACAAUAAAAGAAACAUAUUCCCCAGCACCUCCAGAUCUUCCUUUACAGUUGGAAGAUGAAGAAAAUAGGAGGGAAGGAAAGAAAUUUUGAAAUUAAAAUUUUAUUUUGGCCAAAUCUUACCUUUGUAUUUUUAAAUGCUAGAGAAGAGAGAGUAUUAAAGAAUGAGAGAGACACGAGAGAAAAUUUAUAAAAAUAAACUUUCCGGAAAAACCUAAAGAAAAUACAAAAUCAAUAACAAUUGUUUUAUAAGAAAAUACUUUCCGGAUUAAUAAAAACAAAUUUCCGGAAAAUACAAAUAAAU